UGCCGGCCCUGCACCUGCCCCUGCUGCCCGCGCACCUCUACCGGCCGGCAAUUUCCCACCCACACAAGUUAGACUUCAGGAAGAGCAAGGACAUGUGUUUAGGUUACAUUCAGGAUGCCCUGUUACAAAAGCAGUGGAAGAGGGCUGCAGAGUUUCUCACCUUCUAUAYUGAGUCAUUGGAGAAAGACUUUUCUACAGAAUACAUGGGUCCUUCAGAGAUCAUUUGGAGAUUAGGAACAGAAAUUUUGUGCCACUGUUUACAUAACGACGUGAAAGAGUUCAACUCUUUCAUAGAACAAAUGAAAACUUUAGGAGUAAAAAGGUAUUUGAAGAUCUGUCUAGAGCAUGCUUUUCACCUCCUGUGUAAUGGACAAAUAGAUGAAGCCUACCAGAGCUUGUCCUUGGCAGAAAGCUGGAGGUUUGGAGAACAAACAACAGCUCAGGAUAAAGAACUGAAGCUAAUUCAGGCUUACAGAGGACUGUUGGACUACUAUAACUGGUCUAAGCAGAAGAAUGUCUUUYUAGAGUAUGAUAAGGAUGGAUUUGAAGACUUGUCUGUGGAACAGGAGAUGCACAAUUCCUUCCGGAAGGCAGCAGUCAGCUUAAAGGAGAUCAUUCAAAUACCUGGAGUCUGGGAUCUCUUUGUGCAGUGCUAUAUAGAUCUGCUGGAGUUCUAUGGGGACCAUGAGGAAGCCCGCCAAGUGUUAAAUGAAUACGCCUACAACUCAAAGUUUCCCACUAAUCCCAAUGCUCACGUUUACCUCUAUCAGUUCCUAAAGAGACAUGGGGAACCGAAGAAGUCAUUGAUCUCUGUGCUCAAGAUUUUGCAUGAUAUUGUUCCCUCUCAUGAAUUAAUGAUAGAUUUUCAUGCCAUGCUUCAAAAGUCAAAGAAAAGAAAAAAACGUCGACUGGGGCUAGAGGUUAUUUUUGCAGCCUUGGAUUAUGCUGGRUGGAAGGAAAAUGUCAAAGCAUGGAGUUGUCUGGCAAGACAAGUUAAGCAAAUUAUAAUCUCUAAGAAGCACCUUGAUUGGAUCAAGCAGGAGUGGAACUCCAGAAAGGACUGGUGGCCAGCCUUCCAUUUUAGUCAUUACUUGGCGAAGCAGAAUUGGCAGGAAAAUGAAAGCCUUGCGUAUGAAAAAGCUCUGGUGGCUGGAAUCUUACUGGGAAAAGAUUGCAAGUACUUUAAAUAUGUAUCACGCCAAGGCUGUAAAGAUCAGAAGAAAAAGUUUCGGAUGCUGAAGAAGUUUGUGAAUAAGCACAGCCCUGUCUACCUAAGAAUAUCUGGGCUUUCAGAUUCAUCCCAAGCUUGAUUAGAUCCCUGAGGAGGGAAAGGUCAUCUCAGUUGCAUGGCUACAGAGGAGAGCUGGUGUCACGGUGCUUGGAGAGAGCAAAGAAACAGAACUACCAAAAGUUUUGUCUGGUAGAAAAGGUUUGCUAGAAUCUGCUUGCAGUCCUGCUCAGGACAGCUGAAACAGGCACUGCUGCUGUUCCUGGAAAACAAAUGGUAAUGGGAUAUUUCUAAUGUUCUUAUGAGUUUUUGUGUUUUUCUGAACCCCUUUUUUCAAAAGAAGAGCGUUUCAGGAGUUUAGGUUAGGAGUAAGUAUUUGAGAGCUGUUGAUUUACACUAGGAGAGGGAUUAGCACUGGGAUGUGAACACCUUUGAGUCUUCAAGUACAAAAUCUYUUAUAAGAGAAGACUUGCCCUUUGAUUGCAAAGUUUUUGUUAAAAGGUGCAAAUAGUAAAGGAAUUCUGGAGKCCCUGCUGCUCGUUGAGAGCCCCUGCAUAAUUUGUAUUCUGUCCCUUUGGCUGCCUGUGGGAACCGUGUAUACUUGUAGCAGCUGAAAAUCCAUCUCCUCACUGAGGAAGAAAUGGCAGCCGAAGCAGCAAAGAUGUGAGUAGGGCUGAGGAGAACAAGUUGGACAAAGAACAACUUGAUGCCUUUGACAAAUCUAUUAAUUGUGCUUGUAGCUUUCUUCUGUGAUCUCAGUUGUAACUGUUGUCAACUUUAAGUGAUCUCGACCCAAGCUCUAAAAAUAGCAUAUUUGCCAGCACUCACUUACAGAGAGGMGUGGAGGAAAUCCUUGUUUGUAGGUGAAUUCCUCAGAAACUGGUUGGCAGCCAGGAAUUGUUCUCUCUGCUUGGUGCUAGAGCUGCAGCAGGACUGCAGUUUGCCAGUGGAAGAGCAUGGUCCCAGCUUUGAUAUAGCAGUCCACCUCAAGCAUUGCUCUUGUCCCUUCAAAAAAAAAAAAGCUAAAAUGCUCUUACCCAAGGUUGUGGUAUUUACACUUGAGACAAAACUCAAAACUGUCCAGCUCAAGUCCUGCAUGGAAUUUCCUGAGCAAACUGCUCAAUACAUGCUGUGCUUUCAAGCCUGUGCAUUGUACUUUGAAUGAAUGGUAACUCACAGUAGAUAGGGAAAGUCCUUCCUUGGCUCUGUAUGCUGCAGAUUUCUUAUGAACAGUCCUCUUUCUAUAUACAAAAUCUUUUUUAUACUAUAUUUUUUCAUAAAAAAUCACUACUGUACUACCAUUCUAUGCUGAGAUAAGGAAUUGCUCAGGGAAUCCAUAUCUUCUUGUCCAUAAGCCCAAUGACUAUUGUCCCUUCAUUAUUCCACCUCUCAUCUUGUAUUUUUAGUACUCAACUAGUUUGAUGAAGAAUUGCAUGAAGUUGCAAUUUGUUUUAGCUUUGCCAUCUGCUUUCCCUGUUGUCUCMUCCCUGUUUGUGAUGUUUGUCUUGCCCCAGAUCAUGAAAGAUGGCUAAUAAAGUAUCCUCUGCUCACAAACCAUGUUSAUCCCCUCACCCUCUGACAUCUCCCCGCCCCGUCCGCCCAGUUUCUGAUCAGCUGUCUCCUCCU
This is a messenger RNA of Nothoprocta perdicaria, 2854 nucleotides long. RefSeq names its product TATA-box binding protein associated factor, RNA polymerase I subunit A (gene TAF1A). Gene Ontology annotation, cellular component: RNA polymerase I transcription regulator complex. The record is from RefSeq and is a predicted model, not a curated record. The transcript has 11 exons. Gene Ontology annotation, biological process: transcription by RNA polymerase I. Bases 93 to 1310 code for a protein of 405 amino acids. Lineage: Eukaryota; Metazoa; Chordata; Aves; Tinamiformes; Tinamidae.